AUGGACAAACUUCCGGUAGAGAUCCUAACGAAGAUCAUCGACUCCGAAACCAAAACACUGUAUUACCAUACUGAUCAAAGCGUCGGCAACAUAGAUCUCAACCCUAGGGAGCAGGUCAAACUGCAACUUGUGUCACGUAAAUUCUUCGAGUUAUCGCGAGACAAUCUUCUGUGGAGACUGCACUGCUAUGAGAGCUCAGGCAAAGCGAACGGCAAUGGGUUCACACCAGCCCAUAUCUCCGGCGCCCGGCCGCUGUCGUCGAUAACGCCAUUGAGUACACUGGGACCCCGUACGCUUCGUACUUUGAUACAGCCGCAUCCACAGAAUAUUUCCGGGGUGAAUAAUAGCCAUGACUACGCUCUGCCGUCCAUCGGGCAAAGAAGCCGAGCUGCUGCCGAGUGGGAUCCUUCAUAUGAAACGGAAGACGUGGACUGGUAUUCGGAAUAUAUAGCUCGAAACGGGCCUAUUUCUUUCAGUUGGACACAGAGACCUGUCACUGGUGGUCCUAAUCGUAUGUUGAGGGAUGCAAUGGGCAUGGGUCUACUUAGAGAUUGGAGCUUUGCGCGAGAGGAUCGGGUCAUCGCUCCGCUGGAUGACGGGACCAUUUGCGUAUGGGACAUGAAUUAUUCCCAUUCGAAUUCUGCGAACUCGCUGAAAGGGAAAAUUACCGGCAUGAGCCGCCCAGGUGUUUUGAUGACAGAUAUGUCCAAGCGAAGCGACAAGACGCCUCCUCGCAGUCCUCCGUUGGAAUUUCUAAAUGUGGGCGAGUGCGUGAGUGUAGACUCAAUGCGGAGGCGAGCAUAUAUUGCGGUGGGGAAUAUUCUGAACGAAGUGGACUUGGAGACUUUACACGUCGUGCAUCAACAAAGAUAUGCGUGGUCAAUAUUCGCGUUAUCGCAGGAAACAGAUUAUUCUGUCCCGCUUACACUAGCUACGACAUUGAGCCUCCAGAUCUACGAUGCUCGCUUAUCCUCGCCGGAAGAAGAAGCAGAGAUUAGUCUUCGAUCCAUCCCGAUUGUCAGGUCCUACAGCUACAGCCAAACGGACAACCACCUCAACGCAUUCGAAGCCCUGGUCCGCAUCAGAAAGGUGCGGAUUAUGCGCCGUUGUUUCAACCUGGGCCUUUGUCGAUAUUACAUCCUCCGACUCCGCAUGUUAAUACCAUCCUUCUGGCAGGAAGAUUUCCUAGUAUUCUCUGUUACGACCGGCGCACUUUUCCCAGGUUACAAACUGCCAUUCACUCUGGAGGUCGGGAAGCAUACGAUAGUGGCAUGUGGUGAAUAUAACGGAAGGGGUUCCUUGGAGCUAUACGAUCUGAAUUUUCACGGAUCUGAUCCUCAACAUGAAGACAGCGAGUCACACAUGCAGUCGGCGCGAUAUCAAAACCGACAAAGCGCAGCAAGCUCUAAACUAUUAUCUGUCGCAUCGCACGGCGCACGCAUAGUAUUUUCAGACUCAAAUGGCAAUGUCAAGUGGGUGGAACGGGACGGACAGACACAAGUCCGACAUUGGAACAUCAAUACAAGCAGACGACAGUCUAGAAUAGCGUCUCCAGGAGACGUCGACGAAUCGGAUCAGGUUCGAGGGCUAUUCUUCACUUCGGAUACGAGUAUGAGGAACGAUGUGGUUCGGAAAAUACUUCCUACAGAUGCCAAUCUCAAUGGCGACGAGCUUCUACUAUGGUCGGGGGAUCGUAUAGGACGUUUACGAUUUUCGAAUGAUUCCGAUGAAGGUACCGAUGAUGAGAUGAAUGAUUGGAUGUCUCUCGACGGCGAGGAAGCAGAUAUUACGGAAAAACAAGCCCGCCGCCAGUCGAAGGAGCUUGAGAAGCGUCGCGAACAGGAAUACGCCCAGCGUAUACGGCGGGCACUUGAGAGACAGGCGGAUGAGACAGAGUACGGUAUAACGAAUCCUGGAUUUAUCGGAAGUUUGUAUCGUACACCCGCGGCAAUAUAUUCAAAACGAUCACUUCUCAACAUUCACCAGAGACGAUACAUUAACAAAUACUUGAAGAUUCGCAAGCAAAGACAUAUCCGGAGCCCGUGGAACAACUAUACAUCUAUUAUAUCCAUCAUGCCCUCAUUCACAGAGGAUAAUCUCACCUUCGAUCCCGUCGAGGAUGCGGUCGCAGCUUUCAGAAACGGCCAGUUCGUAAUCGUCCUCGAUUCCACUGACCGCGAAAAUGAAGGCGACCUCAUCAUCGCCGCCGACGCUGUCACAGAAUCGCAAAUGGCCUUUCUCGUCCGCUACUCGAGUGGCUACGUCUGUGCGCCCAUCUUACCCUCACAUGCCGACAAACUCCUCCUUCCGCAGAUGGUGAUUAACAAUGCCGAUCCGCUGAUUACUGCGUAUACGAUAUCGAUUGAUUCCAAUGAUGCGUCUGUCACAACCGGUAUAUCUGCGUAUGAUCGCGCGUUGACGUGUAGACAACUUGCGGAUCCGAAUAUUAAGGCGGAGAAUUUCAGGCGGCCGGGUCAUAUCCUCCCGCUUAGAGCAAGAGAAGGUGGUGUAAGGGAGAGAAAGGGUCAUACAGAGGCUGCGAUUGAUCUGUGUCGAUUGGCGGGGCGGAGUCUGGCAGGUGUAAUUGGCGAGCUGGUUGAGGAAGGGGAGGUUGUUGAUGGUGUCGCGGAAGUUAGAGGGAACAAUGGUAUGAUGAGGAGGGAUGCAUGUCUCAAAUUUGGAAGGAGGUUUGGCAUCAAGGUGACCACGAUUGAGGAUAUGGUUGCGUAUCUUGAGAAGGUGGAUCCGCAUGGAAGAUUUGAUUUUGUUAAUGGCAAAGCUUGA
Molecule: messenger RNA, 2784 nt
Organism: Talaromyces amestolkiae
Lineage: Eukaryota; Fungi; Ascomycota; Eurotiomycetes; Eurotiales; Trichocomaceae
Exons: 6
Coding region: 1-2784 (927 amino acids)
Biological process (GO): protein polyubiquitination; riboflavin biosynthetic process
Molecular function (GO): protein binding; 3,4-dihydroxy-2-butanone-4-phosphate synthase activity
Source: RefSeq, a predicted model, not a curated record